AUGACUUACAAUAAUCCGGUCAUUCCAGGAUUCAAUCCCGACCCUUCCAUCGUUCGGGUUGGCGAGGACUUUUACUUAAUCACCUCCACGUUCGAGUACUUCCCUGGGAUUCCUAUCUAUCACAGCCGGGAUUUGAUUCAAUGGACGUUGAUCGGUCAUGCGUUGACGCGGACCAGUCAACUCCAAGUCCAUACCCCGGAGCCCGGAGGAGGUGUCUGGGCACCCACAAUUCGCUAUCAUGGGGGUAUCUUCUACAUCAUGGCGGCGAGCUUUCAACGUUACCGUCCCCAGCAAGACGAUCGGGUGUGGCCCCAGGGAUUCUACGUCAAAACAAUGGAUAUAUGGAAUGAGGAGACAUGGUCUGAUCCCAUAUUCUUUGAUCAGGUUGGGUUUGACCAAGACGUGAGUUUUAAUUUUUUGGAUGAAGAUGGGACCAUUUAUCUAUCAUCCACCUACAGAAAGAUCCAUCCAACACCAGGCGACGAACUAAAAGACUUUGCCAUUCACAUCUGUACUGUCGACCUCGCAACUGGACACUCUACCUCCGAGCCUCAAUUGAUCCGCGAAUCGCUUUCUGGUGUCGCCGAGGGAUCCCAUAUCAUCAAACGCGGUCGUUAUUGGUAUCUUUUCACAGCUGAAGGAGGCACCGAGGGUGGCCAUAGUGAAUGGGUCCAUCGCAGUGAAGUCGGCCCCUUGGGACUGUGGGAGCUCGGACCAAACAACCCCCUUUGGCGUAAUGGCGUUGAAGACGAAGUGCAAAACACCGGACACGCAGAUUUGGUCGAGGACAGCAAAGGGAAUUGGUGGGCAGUCUUGCUUGGAGUCCGCCCUACCAGACAGGGAAACACAUGGGAAGACUCCGUACUAGGUAACGGCCGGGAGACAUUCUUAGUGACUCUGGAAUGGAAGAAUGACUGGCCUGUAAUUAACGGAGGACAGAAAAUCUCUCUCAUCUCACAAGGACCUGGCCUUUACCAGUUCGAAACCACUGUCGCAUGGAGAGAUGACUUUUCAGAGUCACGUAUGCAGUUAGGAUGGUAUAGAAAGAACACUCCAUUUGUCAACGACUACUCGCUUACUGAGCGCCCCGGUCGCCUUCGUCUUUAUGGAGGGCCUUACAACUUGUCAGUUCCGGCCUGUCCAACGAUGUUUCUUCGCAAACAAAUCCAUCGCGUCUGCAGAUGGGAGACCAAGCUGUCCUUUCACCCUAUAUCCAACCAAACCGAAGCCGGCACUGUGCUGUGGCUGAAUUACUUCACAUACAGUAGUAUCGGUAUCCGUAAGGACGACCAGGGCCGAUUCAUCCGUUUCCAGCCAUCAGAGGGAGAUGCCACGGAGUAUCGGUUGAACGAUCAAACUGAUAUUACUCUUAUGAUUGACUGUGGCACAAAGUAUAGAUUUGGGUAUUGUGCAGGCACGGGAGAUGAUGUUCAUUGGAUUGGAUCAGUCUCUAAUGGUGCUGCAAUGAAGGUGCCUCCGGUCGGGGCCAUUUUUAUUGGCAUGAUGACGGGCUUAUAUGCACUUGGAGAGCGACAGCGGUGCCUGGUUCCAGCAGACUUUGCGUAUGCCGAGUUCAAAUGA
Molecule: messenger RNA, 1581 nt
Organism: Penicillium bovifimosum
Lineage: Eukaryota; Fungi; Ascomycota; Eurotiomycetes; Eurotiales; Aspergillaceae
Product: glycoside hydrolase family 43 protein
Exons: 4
Coding region: 1-1581 (526 amino acids)
Biological process (GO): carbohydrate metabolic process
Molecular function (GO): hydrolase activity, hydrolyzing O-glycosyl compounds
Source: RefSeq, a predicted model, not a curated record